AAAAAGCUUCGUUGUUUCUUCUCAGUUUACCAUCUCAAAAUCACAAAUCAGUUUAACCACCAAAACUCCAUUUUCGAAACUAAGCCGGAUCUGAAGUAUGAGUCGGGGAAGCGGAGGUGGCUACGAUCGUCACAUAACGAUCUUCUCUCCCGAAGGUCGUCUCUUUCAAGUGGAGUAUGCUUUCAAGGCCGUUAAGGCUGCCGGAAUCACCUCCAUUGGUGUGCGCGGAAAGGACUCCGUUUGUGUUGUAACUCAGAAGAAAGUCCCGGACAAGCUUUUGGAUCAGACGAGUGUGACACAUUUGUUUCCAAUUACUAAGUAUGUUGGGCUAUUGGCUACCGGAAUGACAGCUGAUGCAAGGACCUUGGUUCAACAGGCGAGGAAUGAAGCUGCUGAGUUUCGUUUUAAAUAUGGAUAUGAAAUGCCAGUUGACAUAUUGGCUAAAUGGAUUGCAGACAAGUCUCAGGUUUAUACACAGCAUGCCUAUAUGAGACCCCUUGGAAUAGUUGCAAUGAUAUUGGGUAUUGACGAGGAGAAGGGACCUCAGCUAUUUAAGUGUGAUCCUGCUGGCCAUUUUUAUGGUCAUAAGGCAACAAGUGCUGGAUCAAAAGAGCAAGAGGCAAUUAACUUUUUGGAAAAGAAGAUGAAAAAUGAUGUUACAUUUUCCUACGAGGAAACUGUACAGACUGCAAUUUCUGCUCUGCAAUCCGUUCUACAGGAGGAUUUCAAGGCCAGCGAGAUUGAGGUGGGUGUCGUGAUGAAAGAAGAUCCAGUCUUCAAAGUUUUGUCAACUGAGGAAAUUGAUGAGCACCUGACUGCUAUUAGUGAACGUGACUGACAUUCUGCUAUCAAAAAUUUCAGCGUCUCUUUUAUUUCGUCGUGUGUAAGAUAGACAAAUUAGUUUAUGUUGCAUAUGUUUGGAUUACUACAUCAAAUUCUGUUGCAGUAUUUCUCUUUAUAUCGUGCUCCUUGAUCAGCGCCACUUGAAUACGGAUUUCACUUGAGCCUCGUGUUAUUAAUGGCCAGUCUCAUUCAACAUACA
Olea europaea var. sylvestris is the source of this 1042-nucleotide messenger RNA. Its product is annotated as proteasome subunit alpha type-6. NCBI's taxonomy places the organism in Eukaryota, Viridiplantae, Streptophyta, Magnoliopsida, Lamiales, Oleaceae. Gene Ontology annotation, cellular component: nucleus; cytosol; proteasome core complex. Gene Ontology annotation, biological process: ubiquitin-dependent protein catabolic process. The transcript has 9 exons. Bases 98 to 838 code for a protein of 246 amino acids. The record is from RefSeq and is a predicted model, not a curated record.